Culicoides brevitarsis is the source of this 1519-nucleotide messenger RNA. RefSeq names its product actin-related protein 2 (gene Arp2). Gene Ontology annotation, molecular function: actin filament binding. The record is from RefSeq and is a predicted model, not a curated record. Gene Ontology annotation, cellular component: actin cortical patch; Arp2/3 protein complex. Gene Ontology annotation, biological process: Arp2/3 complex-mediated actin nucleation. The transcript has 4 exons. Lineage: Eukaryota; Metazoa; Arthropoda; Insecta; Diptera; Ceratopogonidae. The coding region runs from base 109 to 1290 and encodes 393 amino acids.
UUCUUGAUUCAUAACAAGACCAACUUCAACCCAAAAAAAAUUAAUUUUAAUCAAAUUCUGCCGUAACUCUCGUGCAAUUUCUGUGUGUCAAAAACUCCCCGUGCAAAGAUGGAUAGCAAAGGACGCAAUGUGAUCGUUUGCGACAACGGAACAGGAUUUGUGAAAUGCGGAUAUGCCGGAAGCAACUUCCCCGCACACAUUUUCCCAUCAAUGGUUGGCCGUCCCAUCAUUCGAGCCGUCAACAAAAUCGGAGAUAUAGAAAUUAAGGAUUUAAUGGUUGGCGAUGAAGCCUCGUCACUCCGUAGCAUGCUGGAAGUCUCCUACCCGAUGGAGAAUGGCGUCGUGCGUAACUGGGAGGACAUGUGUCACGUAUGGGACUACACAUUUGGCCCGAAAAAGAUGAACAUCGACCCAAAAAACACGAAAAUCCUGCUAACGGAGCCCCCGAUGAAUCCGCUCAAGAAUCGCGAGAAAAUGAUCGAAGUCAUGUUCGAAAAAUACGAAUUCGAUUCGGCGUACAUUGCCAUCCAAGCCGUUCUCACACUUUACGCACAAGGCUUAAUUUCGGGCGUCGUCAUUGACUCGGGUGACGGCGUGACGCACAUUUGCCCGGUUUACGAGGAAUUCGCGUUGCCCCAUCUGACGCGACGACUCGACAUUGCCGGGCGCGAUAUCACGCGUUACUUGAUAAAACUUCUGCUGUUGCGUGGUUACGCUUUUAAUCAUUCCGCUGACUUUGAAACGGUCCGUAUGAUGAAGGAGAAAUUGUGUUACAUCGGUUACGACAUCGAGAUGGAACAAAAAUUGGCAUUGGAGACGACAGUGCUCGUUGAAUCGUACACGUUGCCCGAUGGAAGAGUGAUUAAAAUUGGAGGAGAGCGAUUUGAGGCGCCCGAAGCUCUUUUCCAGCCACAUUUGAUCAACGUUGAGGGGCAGGGAAUCGCAGAACUGGUUUUUUCGACGAUUCAAGCGGCGGAUAUCGAUAUGCGACCGGAGUUGUACAAGCAUAUUGUGUUGUCGGGUGGAUCGACGAUGUAUCCGGGGCUUCCGAGUCGCUUGGAGCGUGAGAUUAAACAAUUGUAUCUGGAAAGGGUUCUCAAGAAGGACAUUGAAAAAUUAUCCAAAUUCAAAAUCCGCAUCGAAGAUCCCCCGAGAAGGAAGGACAUGGUCUUCAUCGGAGGAGCUGUGCUUGCCGAAGUGACCAAAGAUCGCGAGCAAUUCUGGAUGUCACGACAAGAGUAUCUGGAACAAGGAUUGGGCGUCCUUAAGAAACUUAGUGCGAAAAAUUAGACUGACCUGAGGCAUUUUUUUUUCGUUUAUAAUAAUUUUUUAUACGAUUUUUUCUUUUUCACUAAAGAUUACUAUUAAUAUUAGAAAAAAAAAUUAUUCAAUAAUUUGUCUGACACUUACAAUGUAUUCUAAUCCUAUCGAAAAAUUAAUAAGUAUUAAAAAAGGAGUCAGUUGCGAUCAACUUACACACGUUAAUAAAUAAAAAUAUUCAGUACUUUGCUCAUUCCAG